UAAGUGCACAUUUUAUACUGGAAUUACAGCGGGUGGCACGCGAUGUACAUGUACUGAACAUGACGGAGGACAAAACCAAUGCGUGUACCCACACGCUCCAUUUAAAAAUCCUCUACUUUGGAUUGAUACUGUUAACCGCUUUCUCAGUAACCUGUUUUGCGGUCACCUACGUCUUUAUGACGCAGCUGAGAACCGAGUUGGGCCAGAAAUGCUCGUGUCCAGACGGUGAGACGCUAUUUAACAUCACUGUACAACCCAAGAAGGGCUCCAAGAGUCACUCAGCACGGGGCCCUGGGCAUCGCGAGCGGGGUGGAGCCACGGUGGUGGACCACCAACGUCAUCGUCAUCAUCACAACAAAAGCCAAGUACGGGCCGAGUUGGAGCUGACGGCACCUGUCGAACCAGAGACAGGUGACCAACGGGGGCAGAACAGGGUGCGAAGAUUCACCCUGCAGAACGAGGGUUCCAGCACUGUCUUGGUCACGUCCAUUGAGGCCUGCGCGAGACUACCUAUUACUAUUUCGAUGGAUUCAAUAAAAGCCUUUUGUGACGAUACAAUAAGCAAGUGUCCACCAGGACCCCAGGGUCCAGCAGGCAAACCAGGCAGCCCUGGACCAAAAGGCUCACCGGGUAAACAGGGUGAAGAGGGACCAAUAGGUGAACCGGGAAGACGUGGAGAGGACGGAAGGGUUGGACAACAAGGACAAAAGGGUGAUCAUGGUGACAUUGGAGCUAAAGGUGAAACUGGUGAAACAGGAUUUCCUGGACUACCAGGUCAAAUAGGUGUAGUAGGACCACGGGGGCCCCCAGGGGCUAAAGGUGAUGAAGGGGAAACUGGACAAAUGGGUCCGCCCAGUGAACCUGGAGAAAAGGGUGAGGCAGGGCCCCCAGGGGCUAAAGGUUGCACUGGGGAAAGAGGAUUGGUGGGUCCCCCAGGUGUUGAAGGCCCGAGGGGUGAAGUGGGAGGAGUUGGACGUCCAGGGUCCAAGGGUGAUCCAGGGCCAUCUGGAGGUGAAAUAGGUGGUGUUGGACCCCAGGGUGAUCAGGGGCCACCUGGAGUAACAGGAUUACCUGGAGCGAAAGGUCAGCGUGGUGAACUGGGGCAGAGGGGUGAAGUGGGAGGUGUUGGACCUCAAGGAACAAGGGGUAAUCCAGGGCCAUCUGGAGUUACAGGACUGCCUGGAGCUAAGGGUCAACAUGGUGAGGCAGGGCAAAAGGGUGAAGUUGGAGAUGUUGGACCCCAAGGGCCCAGAGGAAAUAUGGGUCCAAAAGGACAGCAUGGCCUGAACGGCAUAGUAGGUGAAAAAGGUGACAAGGGUACUUUGGGCAAUCAAGGACUGCGAGGGCCCAGGGGUCUAAGAGGUUAUACUGGACCAGAGGGUGCUAGAGGUGAAAAGGGGGGAAGAGGACAAAAGGGACUGAAAGGUCUGGAUGGCUCUGUCGGACAAAAAGGUGAGAUGGGUGACCCAGGAGAAGAGGGUGAUCCUGGACCCAUUGGACCACCUGGAGUGAAGGGAGAGAUGGGAUAUAUAAGUUUGCCUGCAACAUGGGAACCUAGAACUCUCGAAAGGAUCAGAGGCCCUCCUGGGCCGAAGGGUUCACCAGGCCCUGAAGGUCCCAGGGGCAGACAAGGACUGCAGGGCUUAAAUGGGGCCAGAGGUGAUUCAGGAGAGCCUGGGACUAUUGGCCCACCAGGCCCUAUUGGCCCUCCUGGUACGAAAGGCACCCCGGGUAUCAAGGGCCUGCAGGGCUCCUCUGGGAACCCAGGUGAGCCAGGGGAGAAAGGACACCUUGGCCCUAUGGGACCCCCGGGGGCCACUGGACACCCUGGACUACGUGGUCAAUCUGGCAUAAAUGGGCUACCAGGUGAGGAUGGGGCAAAAGGGGAUAAGGGUGACAGAGGGUCAGAUGGGUUACUGGGUCCUUCAGGGGCACCAGGUUUACCCGGAACCAACGGAGCCCAAGGACCUCCAGGACAAAAAGGAGCAACAGGAAACCAAGGAAACAAGGGGCAGCCAGGACCAAUGGGUAACCAAGGUGAAGUUGGAGCCAAAGGUGAAACUGGUGAUACUGGAUCCCCUGGCGAUCGAGGGCCAUCUGGUCAGCGUGGUGAAGCAGGAGAAAAAGGUGAAGUGGGGAGGCCAGGGCCCACAGGUCUCAAAGGAUCAGCUGGCCUGUCUGGGUCUGCGGGGCCUCAGGGUCCUUCGGGACCCCCAGGACUCAAGGGUGAUCCCGGUGGAAUUGGACCUCGAGGAGAGCCAGGCCGACUUGGGAAGCAAGGACAUAAGGGAGAUAAGGGUUGCCUGGGCCCAGAAGGACCAUCCGGCCCACAAGGACCACCAGGCCUGAAUGGAAUGGCAGGGCUGAAAGGUCAAAAAGGCGACUUGGGAGAAAGAGGCCUGCAGGGCCCUCGAGGUUCAAAAGGCAUUAUGGGGACCAGAGGUAGCAAGGGUGAUCCGGGCCAAGAGGGAAUCAUGGGGCCUGGAGGAACUCCUGGACGAAAAGGUGAGAAGGGUGAUCCGGGAGAAGAAGGCGAUACUGGACCCAUUGGACCGCCUGGAGCGAGGGGAGAGAUGGGAGAUGCAUGCAAUGUCAAUGCGAUCCUGGAUGAUCUAAGGGAGUUGGACAACGAAACUCUGAAGCUGAUCAUGGGUCCCAAGGGCAAACCAGGGACAAGAGGCCCUAAAGGGGCUAAAGGAGACAUUGGAGAGCCCGGGGAUGUGGGCCUUCCAGGCCCCAUGGGCACCCCAGGUAUCAAGGGCCUUCCUGGGGAGAAGGAAGCCCUGAGUUCCAAGGGACCCCCUGAGCCUACUGGGCCCCCUGGACUGUGGGGUCAACCUGGCAUUGAUGGGCUACCAGACAAGGACGAAGCGAAGGGGGACAAAGGUGACAGAGGGUCAGAUGGAUUACCGGGUCCCACAGGGGCACCUGGGUUACAUAGAAUCAAUGAAACGCAUGGAUCUCCAGGAAAAAGAGGGAACAGAGGAGUCCAAGUUCUUCAGAUGACUACAGAUGGUCCCACUUCCUCUCUGAAGCCCGAGAUGUCGCCAUCACUUGAUAUAGACAGCACUCCCAACCCAGCUCCUCACGCGAUUAUAGGUGACCCUACUCUCACUACAAAGCCUACAUCAUUACCUGACUUAGAGACCACUCCAAACCGAGCUCUUCGGGUCAUUAAAUAUAGUCACACUUCCACCAUGGGGCCAAAGACAUCACUGCCGCUUGACAUCGAGGGUACUACGAACUCAGCUCUUUGGAAUAGCACAGACAGUUCUACACCCACUGCAAGUUCUAAGUUAUCAUCAACACCUGCCACAACAGAGAGUACUCCAAACUCAGAGUGUGUUCUGGAAAAGAUCAGUGCGCCCAAGGACCACAAGUAUGGUAGUACCUACUGGGGUUCUUGGAUGCAGGACACUGCCCCAGAUCCGCCCCAACCAGACAAGAUAUGGAUCACCAAGCAUUUGCAUGGAGUUGCUAUUUACGAAUACCAAAAUAUGGAAGCUCUAAAGUGGGGCACGUACACCCGGAAACACACCCUCUCAUAUACCUGGGCUGGCACAGGCCACGUGGUCUACAACAAUUCCUUAUACUUCCACAAUGGCCUCUCGGCUGAGAUUUUGCGGUACGACCUGAGCUCAGAGACUAUCAUAUCCAGGGGAAGCAUUCCGUUUGCCCAGUACCGAAGACUGAAUGAGCAUGGGUACCUAUACAACUCCAACUACACCUACUUUGACCUUGCUGUUGACGACAACGGACUGUGGGUAAUUUACAAGACCACAGAGCUCAACCAGAACCUUGUGGUGUCCAGACUAGAUCCAGAGGACCUCUCCAUCAAGACGACAAUUGUGUCCAAUCACCCCCCGCGCUGGGCAGGCGAAGCCUUCAUCAUCUGCGGCCGGCUGUAUACAACCAAGAGUUCUGAGCAAUUCAACUCUACUGUGGACUUUGGAGUGAACCUAUUCACAGGAGAGGAACUGGCUGACGUGGAUAUUCCCUAUCGGAUCGGCCACUUAAAAAUGACCAUGAUGUCCUACAACCCAAGAAAUCAACUGAUAUAUGGCUGGGACAAAGGGUACAUGGUGACGUAUAAUGUCACCUUGACUAAACCCUGAUCAAAAAUUUGUGCAAGUGGAAAGCUAUUUGUAUGACCAUUUCACGAAACAGUUAUCUAAAUGUGGAUGGGUUGAAGUUAUCCUCUGGAAAAAGAUUAAAAGUUAAAACAUACAAAGGUAUAUAUUAUAAUUGCAUAUUUCCACAAUACGGCUGUUUCACAAUAGUGCGCCACCAAGAGUUUGCAACGCGUUGGCCAAUCACAAUGCACGG
Messenger RNA from Acanthaster planci (crown-of-thorns starfish), 4326 nucleotides. RefSeq lists its product as uncharacterized. The record is from RefSeq and is a predicted model, not a curated record. Gene Ontology annotation, biological process: extracellular matrix organization. Gene Ontology annotation, molecular function: extracellular matrix structural constituent conferring tensile strength. Lineage: Eukaryota; Metazoa; Echinodermata; Asteroidea; Valvatida; Acanthasteridae.